Molecule: messenger RNA, 1693 nt
Organism: Microcebus murinus (gray mouse lemur)
Lineage: Eukaryota; Metazoa; Chordata; Mammalia; Primates; Cheirogaleidae
Source: RefSeq, a predicted model, not a curated record
CUUCCCCGCCUCGCGCUGCUCUGGGGGCUGCCACUCGUCCGUCCCUGGCGGUCCUGGCGUGUGGCUUCCUGCCUCCAAUCUCCUCCCUGGCCCACACGCCGUCCGCCCCGUGCGGCUCUCCGGUCUCCGUGUCUGUGUCCCCCUCUGUGUGUGUCCCCCUCUCUGUUCUCUCACAAGGACACCAGUCACUGGAUGCAGGACACCCGGCACAACCUCAUCACCCGGUGCAGCCUCAUCCUAGCUAACCGCAUCUGCAAUGAGGCCGCACUCUGUGGGUCAGGGCGGACGAGAACUUGGAGAAGACGCUGUUCCGCCCACUCCAGACUCGCUCAGCUCUCAGCAAGCGCUUUGCAAGCCUUGGCUCCUUUCACCCUCGCAGCAACGCGACGGACCGGGAACUACCGUUAUCCCCAUUCACAGCGGAGGAAACUGAGGCACCAGGAGCUGCCCUGGGCAGGGAGGUGGUGGCCCCUCUGUUGUCAGACCCAGCCCCGAGAGACACCCAAGGCAGAAGAGCCCAGAGCCAUGCAGAGCCCCAGGGCCCUGCUCCUGCUGCUGGCCGCCUGCCUGGCCGUGAGUGCUGACCCCGUCCUGCCGCCCGACGACAUCCAAGUGCAGGAAAACUUCAAUGUCUCUCGGAUCUACGGGAAGUGGUACAACCUGGCCAUUGGCUCCACCUGCCCGUGGCUGAAGAAGAUCAAGGACCGGCUGGCAGUGAGCACGCUGGUGCUGGCAGAGGGGGCGACGGAGGCGGAGGUCAGCAUGACCAGCACUCAGUGGCGGAAAGGUGUCUGUGAGGAGAUCUCCGGGGCUUAUGAGAAAACGAGCACCGAAGGGAAGUUUCUCUAUCACAAGCCCAAAUGGAGUGUAACCAUGGAGUCCUACGUGGUCCACACCAACUAUGAUGAGUACGCCAUUUUUCUGACCAAGAAAUUCAGCGGCCGCCACGGGCCCUCCAUCACCGCCAAGCUCUAUGGGCGGGAGCCGCAGCUGAGGGACAGCCUCCUGCAGGACUUCAGAGAGGUCGCCCGGGGCGUGGGCAUCGCUGACGACUCCAUCUUCAUCUUGGCUGACAGAGGUGAAUGUGUGCCCGGAGAGCAGGAACCAGAGCCCACCCGACCCCCGAGGGCCCGGCGGGCUGUGCUACCUCAAGAAGAUGAAGGAUCCGGGGACGGGCAACAACUACUUAAUGUCGUCAAGAAAGAAGAUGCCUGCCAGAUGGGCUACUCGGCAGGUCCCUGCAUGGGAAUGACCAACAGGUACUUCUACAAUGGCACGUCCAUGGCCUGUGAGAUCUUCCAGUAUGGCGGCUGCAUGGGCAAUGCCAACAACUUCGCCACAGAGAAGGAGUGUCUGCAGACCUGCCGGACCAUAGCGGCCUGCAAUCUUCCCAUAGUCAGUGGUUCCUGCCGCGCUUUCAACAAGCUCUGGGCAUUUGAUGCUGCCCAGGGGAAGUGCGUCCAGUUCGUCUAUGGGGGCUGCCAUGGCAACGGCAACAAGUUCUACUCAGAGAAGGAGUGCAGGGAGUACUGCGGCGUCCCUGGUGAUGGGGACGAGGAGCUGCUGCGCGUCUCCAGCUGAAGUCCGGCCCGUCUGUAAGCCGCAGGGCGGCCGGUGUCUGUUCCAGGGCCCCGUGGCAGGCCGGGGCUGAGCAACCUGAGUCCAAAUAAAAACCAAAUUGCAAACUCCUGAA